AUGGCACAGGAGCGAAACAAUUUCAAGGGAGCCGACCACGAGUUGCUGCUUUCCAGGGCUGAGGCAGCCGUUGGCGGCGACGACAGGACCAAGGAGGAUGCCAUCAGGGCAGCGGAGCAGGUUAGAAGAAGCUCCAGUGGCUACAUGAAGGCAAGAGCUCUCCUUGCCCUGGCAGCCUUGAGAAUGGAUAGGGGCGAAGACAGCUUUACCGCGGAUUUGGAGCUGGGGCUUCAGCAUGCCAGAGAGGCGCGCGAGCUGGCCAAAGAGCUGAAGGACCCGAGGUUGGAGGCCAGGUGCCUCGUGGCCAUGAUCGAUGGUGAAGGCUGGCUGACGUCUCCAGAUGAUGCUAUGCAAGUAGCAGACGAAGCUCUGGAUCUUUGCCUGGAUGUGCAGGACAGGGCAAUGGAAGCCGAUACCUUGUGCCGAAUGGCCGAGUGGAACGUCAAGCUGGGCGAUCACUCGAGAGCCGUUUCCGACUUGGAGGAUUCGCUGGAGAUUUACGAGCAGCUGGAGUCGCCGCAGGAGCUGAGGGUGCUGCAGCGGCUGCUGCGGCUGCUGCAGAACCUGGACGUGCGCCAGGCCAAGCGCCGGGCCGAGGCCGCGCUGCGUAAGCAAAGCGACAAGUUGGCGCGGAUCGAUGCCACCAAAAUGCUUGUGGAGGUGCUUCUCAAGAUGGGCAGCCUGCAAGAGGCCGUCUCCGCCAGCGUCGACGGCAUCAACCUGUGCAAGGAGCUCGGGCGGCCGGCAGCGCAAGCGGGGCUGAUGAUCCAAGUGAGCCGGGGCCGUCUUCAGGCCGGUGACGCCAAGAAGGCCGUGGCCGUGGGCGAGGAAGCCUGGAGGAUAUUGCAGAAGAUCACGGGGCCCAAUGAUGACAAGGUGCAAGCCAUGCAGCUCCUGUGCGACGCCAAGCUGAGCCUCGGCGAGGAGCAGGAGGCGCUGGAGUAUGCCGAGGACUUCCGCGACCACUUCGAAUCCGUGCAAGACGCUGGGGGCCUGGCAAAGGCCUCGCUGCUGUGCGCGCAGCUGCAGCUUCAGCAAGAUCUGGACAGCGCGCUGGACCUCGCCCUCAGAGCCGCAGAUGCGUGCCGCAAGGGCCGGCGACGAAGGGAGGAAGCGGCGGCCGUGAAGUUGUGCAGCGAGGUGCUGUGGAAGAAGGCGGAGCACAAGGCAGCCAUGGCACAGGCCGAGAAGGCCCGGGCUCUGUUCCGAGAUCUCGAGGAUAUGGAGGAGGAGAUCGCCUGCUGCUACCUGGCCGCGGAGAAUGCUGUACGCCUCGCCGCGCAGGAGGGUGCGAGAGCAAAGUCGAACGAGCCCGCUCCGCGAGAAGCCCGCGUGGCGCUGGAGAAGUCGCUGAAAGCCGCAGAGGCCGGGCUGAAGAUGACCCGCAUCGCCUCCUUGAUGCGGGCGCCGGAGCUGCAUGGCCAGCUUCUGUGCGCCAAGGCCCAGGCGUUGACCGUCCAGGGGCGCUUCGAGGCGGCACUGACCUGCCUGGAUGAGGCUGUCCUGCGCUUCCGGGAGUUGGGGGACUAUCAGCUCGAGGCCAAUGGGCUCAUGCUAGCAUCUGACAAUUUGAGAUUCCUCAAGCGCCUCCCGGAGGCGGUAGAGGCCCUAGAGGAGGGGCUGCUGCUCUACCAGCACUGCAGCGACGAGGAAGGCGAGCAGCGGGCGCAAGAGAUGCUGAAGCAGCUGCGGGCGCCGACGGCUAGGCCUCAGCCAGCACCAGAUGCCAAGCCGGAGGUGGCGCCGGGCAUUCCUGUGUGGCAGCAGGCAGCCGAAGUGGUGCCAGAGGCCGCGGCCACUGCGGUGAGGCCCAGCCUCCCGUCCGGGCCUGCGCUGGACAUGGCGCGCGUGACGCCGGAGCUGGUCAUGGCCAAGGUUCGCGAAGUGGCCGCGGCCGUCACGGGAACAGAGAAUGAUGAGAUCCACCUCGAAACGCCACUCAUGGAGGCUGGAAUGACCAGUCAGGCGGCAGUAAUGAUGCGAGACCAGUUGAGCAAGGACCUGCCGGGCAUUAGGCUACCUGCGACACUUGUCUUCGACUACCCGUCUAUCACCGAAAUGUCGGAGAUGAUUGUGGUGGCCACCAACGCGCAGGCCAUCAAAGCCAGCCCUCCUGGGCGUCGACGGUGGAAGUCAGAUCUGCCUGAUUUGGGCGACUUGGAUCGUAUCGGGUUGGACUCUUCUGAUGAAGAGGAUGAGAAGAGCGACCAUUGGUGA
Messenger RNA from Effrenium voratum, 2217 nucleotides. NCBI's taxonomy places the organism in Eukaryota, Dinophyceae, Suessiales, Symbiodiniaceae. The record is from the annotation of a GenBank genome assembly.